Messenger RNA from Brettanomyces bruxellensis, 1050 nucleotides. RefSeq lists its product as uncharacterized. The transcript has a single exon. Gene Ontology annotation, molecular function: L-malate dehydrogenase (NAD+) activity. Gene Ontology annotation, biological process: tricarboxylic acid cycle; malate metabolic process. Gene Ontology annotation, cellular component: cytoplasm. The record is from RefSeq and is a predicted model, not a curated record. The coding region runs from base 1 to 1050 and encodes 349 amino acids. Lineage: Eukaryota; Fungi; Ascomycota; Pichiomycetes; Pichiales; Pichiaceae.
AUGGAUACCGAGGGACAGUUUAAAGGAGCUAAGGUAACCGUUAUAGGAGCAGCAGGAGGAAUUGGACAACCAUUGUCCUUGAUGCUAAAGGCAAAUUUUAAAGUCGGAAAACUUUCACUUUAUGAUGUUUCAGGAGCUGUCAGUGGUGUCGCCAUGGAUCUUUCACAUAUCGACACACCAGCCCAUAUUGAAUGGUUUACGCCUAAAAAUGGUGGAUUGAAAAAAGCAUUAACUGGAUCUGAAUACGUUCUUGUUCCUGCAGGAGUCCCUAGAAAGCCAGGAAUGUCGAGAAAUGACUUGUUCAAGAUAAAUGCUGGUAUAUGUGCAGAGUUGGCCACAGCAAUUGCAGAGUUUAGUCCUAAUGCGACUACGCUUGUAAUUUCGAACCCUGUCAAUUCCACCGUUCCUGUUUUUGUGGAGAUAUUGAAAAGACACGGUGUGUUCAAUGCAAGAAAACUUUUUGGUGUCACAACGUUGGAUUCUGUUAGGGCUGACACGUUUCUUCACCGAAUAAAGCCAGAAAUGAAAUGGGGACUAAUCAGAGUUGUCGGUGGACACUCUGGAGAUACUAUUGUUCCCUUAUUGUCAACCGUUUUAGGAACAGAGAUGAAUAAAGUUCCCCGGGAAAAAAUUCAAGCUGUUGUUCAUCAUACCCAAUACGGCGGUGAUGAAGUGAUCAAGGCAAAAAACGGGGGUGGGUCUUCUACAUUGUCGAUGGCUUACGCAGCUAAUAAGUUUUUCUGCACAGUAUUGAAUGGGCGUGACCAAUUUUCAAAGGAUCAUGUUGGAUGCACGUAUGUUUGCUUGGAAGAUGAGAGUAUAAAUGGAGUUUCUGAGUUAAAGGGUCUCUUAAGAACAUUCAAGAAGGAUCAGAAUUUGGAUAUGAAGUACUUUGCUAUACCUUGUGUGUUCGGACAACAUGGAAUAGAAAGAGUUAUGUAUGAAUGUUUGGAAAAGCUUCAUCCAUACGAAAAAGAAAUGGUAGAAAUCUGCUGCGAUUCGUUACCUGGAAAUUACGAAAAGGGAUUGGAAUUUACAAGGACAUACUGA